AUGAAAAACAAAAAUUGUCUUACCGAUGGCUUUAACACACUCCCUUUGCCUAGCCGGCUGUUCCCUGGUGGCCAGCAGGCUUGGACAAUUGUGGCCGAUCGUGCCCUUACACGCGGUCUCGAGGACGGUGCUGUCUUUCAAUUACGUCGCCGCUCCUACCCAGUAUUUGCUGCUCCUACCACUGUCUCUGCAACUUCGGCCUCCAUUAGUUCCACAACCUUGGUGCGGGGUGCUCAGGAGAUAUCACGGGAGGUUUCUCUUCUCUGUACAGUUCAUCGACUACCCUUGCUUCAUCUUGUUGAGGAAGUUCUUGAACCAUUGGAAUCUGGGCGAUUUUUUCUGAGGACCGAUACAGCUAUUUAA
Protopolystoma xenopodis is the source of this 363-nucleotide messenger RNA. The record is from the annotation of a GenBank genome assembly. Lineage: Eukaryota; Metazoa; Platyhelminthes; Monogenea; Polystomatidea; Polystomatidae.